AUGGCAUUAGCUGCAGAAUCGCAGUUCCAUGUCCUGGCUGUGGAUGACAGCCUCAUUGAUAGAAAACUGAUUGAGAGGCUCCUCAAGACCUCAUCUUUUCUAGUGACCACAGUUGAUUCUGGAAGUAAGGCUCUGAAGUUUCUGGGUUUGGGGGAGGAUCAUGGAAGCGCAGCAUCCUCUUCUUGUGAACAGCUAGAGGCUGAAGUGAAUAUGGUGAUUACAGACUACUGUAUGCCUGAAAUGACUGGCUAUGAUCUGCUGAAGAAAAUAAAGGAGUCAUCAGCUUUGAAGAACAUACCGGUUGUCAUCAUGUCAUCUGAGAAUGUUCCUGCCAGGAUUAACAGAUGCUUGGAAGAUGGAGCUGAAGAAUUCUUACUCAAACCAGUAAAGUUAUCAGAUAUGAAUAAGCUCAGACCUCAUAUACUGAAAGGAAAAUGUAAAGAGCAACAGGGAAAGAACAACAGUAAUGAUGAUCUCAGUAGCAGUGGCUCCAGGGAUAUAGUAACUACAAAUGCUAGUAGCAAUCUGAAUAGCACCAAAAGAAAAGCAAUGGAUGAGGGCCUUUCACCUGAAAGGAAGAGGGCAGGGUUCUCAAGAAAAAAUGGCAAUAGCUUGACUGUUUUGUGAUUAUUGUUAACCAUUUUUGAAUUCUCAUUUCAUUUUGAUGAUUAAUUAUUCUGUACGGACACCAACUAGAAUGCGACCCUUCAUCCUUGCUCGGUACCGCA
Messenger RNA from Dendrobium catenatum, 728 nucleotides. RefSeq names its product two-component response regulator ORR9. The transcript is spliced from 5 exons. The record is from RefSeq and is a predicted model, not a curated record. Gene Ontology annotation, biological process: phosphorelay signal transduction system; cytokinin-activated signaling pathway. The coding region runs from base 1 to 627 and encodes 208 amino acids. NCBI's taxonomy places the organism in Eukaryota, Viridiplantae, Streptophyta, Magnoliopsida, Asparagales, Orchidaceae.